AUGAAGAGGCCCAAACAGCAAACAGGGCCCUUAAGUUUCCUAAACUUCUUCAGCCGAAAGCCCAAAGCUGAGCCAAGGCCCGAGAAGAAUGUGGAGGUUAGGACCAAAGAAGAAGUGGCCAUAACUCUAACCCCGAGUGAGCAUCCAGAGCAGGUAACACCCAUCACUGGAGAGUCAGGGGUUUCUGAGGCAGAGAGAGGAGAUGGAGGAGCUGCACUGACAGUGACUGAGGCAGGUGAGAGUGCUGUUGCCACAGCGACUGCUGAAGUGGGUGGAGUCAGCACUGGCCCCACGGGCGUGCUGUCCUUCUGCUCGUCCAGUCAGGAGCAGCUGUUGGAUGAGCACCUGGAGGAGUGCCCGCUAUGUCUGCUCAGUCAGCCACGCUGCGACUUCCCGCACCUGUCGUCCUGCUCACACCGGACCUGCACUGACUGCCUGCGCCGAUACCUGCGCAUCGAGAUCUCAGAGAGCCGCGUGGGCAUCGCCUGCCCCCAGUGCCCCGAAAGCCUGGAGCCUCUGGAUAUACAGGCCAUCCUGGAUGACCAGGCCCUAUUGGAGCGCUAUGAGGAGUACCAGCUCCGGAGGUUCCUGGCCUCUGACCCAGACACGCGCUGGUGCCCUGCCCCCGACUGCAGCUAUGCAGUCAUAGCCUAUGGAUGUGCAGAGUGUCCUAAACUGAGCUGUGGGCGGGAGGGCUGUGAGACAGAGUUUUGUUACCACUGUCGGCAGCUGUGGCACCCCUAUCAGACCUGUGACCAGGCUCGACGCCAGCGAGCUCGCCACACCUCAGGGGGCAAUGACGCCUCUGCACUGUAUGUCUUCAAUGAAGAACCUGGAGAGGCAGAGGAGAUUAAAGCCUGCCCACGCUGUGGUGCUUACAUCAUGAAGACCAAUGAUGGCAGCUGUAACCGAAUGAACUGCACUGUGUGUGCCUGUCAGUUCUGUUGGCUCUGUAUGCAGGAGAUCACCGAUGUGCACUACCUCAGUCCCUCAGGAUGUACCUUUUGGGGGAAGAAGCCAUGGUCACAAACCCGCAAGGUGUUGUGGCAGGUGGGCAUGUUGCUUGGAGCACCAGUGGUCAUCUCUCUAAUUGCUGGUAUUGCCAUUCCAGUUAUUAUAGUGGGAAUACCUAUCUAUAUGGGCCGCAAGGUCCAUGGUCGCUGUAAGAAAAACAAUAUCUCAGGAAGUAAGCACUACUUGACUGUGGCCAGUGGGGUGAUGAUGUCCAUGUUUGUGUCGCCUGUUAUAGCAGCUGUUACUGUGGGUGUAGGAGUUCCACUUAUGUUGACUUAUGUGUAUGGAGUUGUUCCUAUGUCUCUCUGUAGGAACGGCUGGUGUCGACCACAGAGUGACCCUCCAGAACCUCACAAUAUUCAAUUGGAAGACCUGGCCAACUAUCUCCUAUUCUCUCAUGUAGUCAGUGACCAUUGGACAGGCCAGAGCAACCCAACGCCUAAUGACACCAGCCUUCAGGAAGUGAGGGUCAGUGUCCAGGAAGUAGGUGUGCUGCCCAGUACAAGCAGCACUCCCCAACAGAUGAAUACAUAUGAGGCUUUAGAUGAAGCCACCAAACGCCAUGGAUACCACCAGCAGGACAGCCAAUCAGACUGCGAGGUGGUUAUUGUGCCUGAUAGUAAGCUUACUGACCAAGAAGAUGUUCCUCUGAGGGAUGGGACCAACAUUGAAGUUCGUGUUGAGAUUGAGACCCAGCCUAGAGGAGCGCGCCAGUCCAGCCUAAGUAGCAUCCUGUCUGUCGAGUCUUCGGGACGGCCCCAGUCACAGUCCCAGGACCACGUGUGUGCCUCAGAAGUGGAAGAAAGCCAAAAGAAAGAAGAGACCAGACCAGAAGGGGCAGCAGAGGGAACAUUUUUACCAGUUUUUGAAAUGGAUACUGUAUGAAAUGCUACAUUUUGACAUUUCAUUGGUUAUAAGAGAUAAACA
Boleophthalmus pectinirostris (great blue-spotted mudskipper) is the source of this 1941-nucleotide messenger RNA. RefSeq names its product E3 ubiquitin-protein ligase RNF19B. Gene Ontology annotation, biological process: positive regulation of proteasomal ubiquitin-dependent protein catabolic process; protein polyubiquitination; ubiquitin-dependent protein catabolic process. Gene Ontology annotation, cellular component: ubiquitin ligase complex; cytoplasm. The transcript is spliced from 9 exons. The coding region runs from base 1 to 1899 and encodes 632 amino acids. Gene Ontology annotation, molecular function: ubiquitin protein ligase activity; zinc ion binding; ubiquitin conjugating enzyme binding. The record is from RefSeq and is a predicted model, not a curated record. NCBI's taxonomy places the organism in Eukaryota, Metazoa, Chordata, Actinopteri, Gobiiformes, Gobiidae.